Molecule: messenger RNA, 387 nt
Organism: Trichomonas vaginalis G3
Lineage: Eukaryota; Parabasalia; Trichomonadida; Trichomonadidae
Exons: 1
Coding region: 1-387 (128 amino acids)
Source: RefSeq, a predicted model, not a curated record
AUGCCAAAACCACCUAUGCUCAACUUCGGGUAUCAGUUAUAUCUUCGUUCAUCAAUGUCUGUCAUCUCUGGGUUCAAUAAUAUUGACCAAGUUGAUGAUCGAAGAAAGAUCAUGUACAGAUCUACAUGUUAUAACAUCAAUGAGUUCUGGAUACCUGGUAAACCUCUUAUAUGUAAGGAAUCCUCACCAUGGAUAGAUGCAUUUCCUUGGGAACUAACUAAUGUUACGUUUACUUUAGUUGACUUCCAAGAUCAGCCUGUACGAUUAUUGUCACCAAUGUUUAUGGUGAUAGAGAUUAAACCAGAUAAGCCAGAAGUUAGAGAAACCAAUGAUAUUAGUGAUGAUGAUACAGAAUCUUCGUACGAUUAUGAUUACGAUGACGAUUAA